Molecule: messenger RNA, 5689 nt
Organism: Cavia porcellus (domestic guinea pig)
Lineage: Eukaryota; Metazoa; Chordata; Mammalia; Rodentia; Caviidae
Gene: Gria1
Product: glutamate ionotropic receptor AMPA type subunit 1
Exons: 16
Coding region: 502-3222 (906 amino acids)
Biological process (GO): modulation of chemical synaptic transmission; monoatomic ion transport; synaptic transmission, glutamatergic
Cellular component (GO): postsynaptic density membrane; AMPA glutamate receptor complex; dendritic spine
Molecular function (GO): transmitter-gated monoatomic ion channel activity involved in regulation of postsynaptic membrane potential; AMPA glutamate receptor activity
Source: RefSeq, a predicted model, not a curated record
CCCCUCCUCCGCACACAGGGAAAGGAGGGUGGGGUGAGGAUGGGGCGCCAGGGUGGUGUGCAGAGGAGGUCGGCCAUGGAACUCUGAGCUGGCUCCCUGGGUAUCGGCACAGAGCUCCUGCCUGUGUGAGUGUGAGGGGGAGAGGGAGCAAGCGGGGAGGGAGCCAGAGGCAGGCUGCGCGAGGAGAGGAGGAGAGGAGAGCAGAGGAGAGGCAGGCAGGCGGAGAGGGGGAGCGCUCCAGCGCCAGCUAGCAUGAGGAUGGCUCCUUGUCCCUGCUCAGUUAAUCUGGCUGUCAGUUGGCGUUAACGCUGCAGUUUAAGUGCACGGAUUCCAAGGGAAACAAACCUCCCAGAAGGAAGGCGGAGAGGAAGGAAAGAAGGAAGCAACAGCAGGAGGAAAAGAAGCGGCAGAGCAGCGAGAGGAAGAAAGGAAGGUGGGGGGGGCGAGACACCAAAUCUAUGAUUGGACCUGGGCUUCUUUCUCGCCAAUGCAAAAAGGAAUAUGCAGCACAUUUUUGCCCUCUUCUGCACCGGUUUCCUAGGCGCGGUAGUAGGUGCCAAUUUCCCCAACAAUAUCCAGAUCGGGGGACUAUUUCCAAACCAACAGUCACAGGAACAUGCCGCUUUUAGAUUCGCUUUGUCGCAACUCACAGAGCCCCCAAAGCUGCUCCCCCAGAUUGAUAUUGUGAACAUCAGCGACAGCUUUGAGAUGACCUAUAGAUUCUGUUCCCAGUUCUCCAAAGGAGUCUAUGCCAUCUUCGGGUUUUAUGAACGCAGGACUGUCAACAUGCUGACCUCCUUCUGCGGGGCCCUCCAUGUAUGCUUCAUCACACCGAGCUUUCCUGUAGACACUUCGAACCAGUUUGUCCUUCAGCUGCGCCCUGAGCUUCAGGAUGCCCUCAUCAGCAUCAUCGACCACUACAAGUGGCAGAAAUUCGUCUACAUUUAUGAUGCUGACCGAGGUUUGUCCGUCCUGCAGAAAGUCCUGGACACGGCAGCAGAGAAGAACUGGCAGGUGACAGCAGUCAACAUUCUGACAACCACAGAGGAAGGAUACAGGAUGCUGUUUCAGGACCUGGAGAAGAAAAAGGAGCGGCUGGUGGUGGUGGACUGUGAAUCGGAACGCCUCAAUGCCAUCCUGGGCCAGAUUGUAAAGCUAGAGAAGAAUGGCAUUGGCUACCACUACAUCCUUGCCAACCUGGGCUUCAUGGACAUUGACUUAAAUAAAUUCAAGGAGAGUGGAGCAAAUGUGACCGGGUUCCAGCUGGUGAACUACACGGACACUGUCCCAGCCAAGAUCAUGCAGCAGUGGAAGACCAGCGAUGCCAGGGACCACACCCGGGUGGACUGGAAGAGACCCAAGUACACCUCUGCGCUCACCUACGAUGGGGUGAAGGUGAUGGCAGAAGCUUUCCAGAGCCUGCGGAGGCAGAGGAUUGAUAUAUCUCGCCGGGGGAAUGCUGGGGACUGUCUGGCAAAUCCAGCUGUGCCUUGGGGACAGGGAAUCGACAUCCAGAGAGCCCUGCAGCAGGUCCGAUUUGAAGGACUGACAGGAAAUGUGCAGUUCAAUGAGAAAGGGCGCCGGACCAACUACACCCUCCAUGUAAUCGAAAUGAAGCACGAUGGCAUCCGAAAGAUCGGCUACUGGAAUGAAGACGACAAGUUUGUGCCUGCAGCCACUGAUGCUCAAGCUGGGGGAGACAACUCGAGUGUUCAGAACAGAACCUACAUCGUCACCACCAUCCUAGAAGACCCUUAUGUGAUGCUCAAGAAGAAUGCCAACCAGUUUGAGGGCAAUGACCGUUACGAGGGCUACUGCGUCGAGCUGGCAGCGGAAAUUGCCAAGCACGUGGGCUACUCCUACCGUCUCGAGAUCGUCAGCGAUGGGAAAUAUGGAGCCCGAGAUCCUGACACAAAGGCCUGGAACGGCAUGGUGGGAGAGCUGGUGUACGGAAGAGCAGAUGUGGCCGUGGCCCCCUUAACUAUCACCUUGGUCCGGGAGGAGGUUAUAGACUUCUCCAAGCCGUUUAUGAGUUUGGGCAUCUCCAUCAUGAUAAAAAAGCCACAGAAGUCCAAGCCAGGAGUGUUCUCCUUCCUCGACCCUUUGGCUUACGAGAUUUGGAUGUGCAUAGUCUUUGCCUACAUCGGAGUGAGCGUUGUCCUCUUCCUGGUCAGCCGCUUCAGCCCCUACGAGUGGCACAGUGAAGAGUUUGAGGAAGGACGAGAUCAGACAACCACUGACCAGUCCAAUGAAUUUGGGAUAUUCAACAGCUUGUGGUUCUCCCUGGGAGCUUUCAUGCAGCAAGGAUGUGACAUUUCUCCCAGGUCCCUGUCUGGACGCAUCGUUGGUGGUGUCUGGUGGUUCUUCACCUUGAUUAUCAUCUCCUCUUACACGGCCAAUCUGGCUGCCUUCCUGACUGUGGAGAGGAUGGUGUCUCCCAUCGAGAGUGCAGAGGACCUAGCAAAGCAGACAGAAAUUGCUUAUGGGACCCUCGAAGCAGGAUCUACCAAGGAGUUCUUUAGGAGAUCUAAAAUCGCUGUGUUUGAGAAGAUGUGGACAUACAUGAAAUCAGCAGAACCAUCAGUUUUUGUGCGGACCACAGAGGAGGGAAUGAUCCGAGUGCGGAAAUCCAAAGGCAAAUAUGCCUACCUCCUAGAGUCCACCAUGAAUGAGUACAUCGAGCAGCGGAAACCCUGCGACACCAUGAAAGUGGGAGGUAACUUGGAUUCCAAAGGCUAUGGCAUUGCGACACCCAAGGGGUCUGCUCUGAGAGGUCCCGUAAACCUAGCGGUUUUGAAACUCAGUGAGCAAGGCGUCUUAGACAAGCUGAAAAGCAAAUGGUGGUACGAUAAAGGGGAAUGUGGAAGCAAGGACUCCGGAAGUAAGGACAAGACAAGCGCUCUGAGUCUCAGCAAUGUGGCAGGCGUGUUCUACAUCCUGAUCGGAGGACUUGGACUAGCUAUGCUGGUUGCCUUAAUCGAGUUCUGCUACAAAUCCCGUAGUGAAUCCAAGCGGAUGAAGGGUUUCUGUUUGAUCCCACAGCAAUCCAUCAACGAAGCCAUACGGACGUCGACCCUCCCCAGAAACAGCGGAGCAGGAGCCAGUGGCAGCGGCAGCGGAGAGAAUGGCCGGGUGGUCAGUCACGACUUCCCCAAGUCCAUGCAGUCCAUUCCCUGCAUGAGCCACAGUUCAGGGAUGCCCUUGGGAGCCACGGGAUUAUAACGGGAGCAGACGGAAAACCCUCGGGGAGCAGGCUUAGGCCCCCCAGCCCCAUCCCAAACCCUUCAGUGCCAAAAACAGCAAAACGAAAUGCCACCACCACCAACCACCACAACCCAAGGAGGACGAUGCACAGAUUUUCCUGGAGAAUAAAAGAAACCACUUUCCUGUCCCUUUUCUUUUUCUUUUUUUUUGUUUGUUUGUUUGUUUGUUUCUGUUGUUUGUUUUUGAUAUUCUUUUACCCUUUUACGUUUGCUAAGCGAGAAUGAUAAAUAACCAUGUACUACAAUAAGAAGAGAGAAACCCUGGCUAAUGAAGCCUGAAUCUUAAAAUGGAAGUCAUGGAACACUAACGAAGAAACUGGACUUUCUCUUUUAAUUCAGUUGUUAGUGUGUCUUAGUGUGUGUAAUUUGUUCCAUACUAACACCCACGGUUUGCGGGUUGGGUUAGGCCCCUCCCUUCUUCUUUCUCAUCCCCAACUCCUACCCAACCCUCUUCAGUUUUCAGAUUGAAGAUUCAAGAUUCAUUCCGCCUUGCAAGCAAGAAUGGAAAAUGGCAACCUUUAAAAAUAACCACCCUGGGGAUGUCCGUAUCACCCUCCACUCCUUGGCCCCGGGCCUUGGACGCAGACAGGCAUUGUUGGACAAUUGGGCCGCUUUCUCCAGAUGGAACACAGUCUAAGGAUUGAUUUAGUCAGGCAUGCGUGUGAAAAGCAACUCAGAAAAGGGGUGAUGGAGAAAACAAGGAAAUCUGUGUAGUCAGAGGGGGACUCUUGAAGUUACUGCUGCUCUGAAAAAGUUUUCUUUGAUAUGCAAGAGAUGUCCCACAGGUUAGAGAGGAUAUGGUGUAUUUCUUCAUAGUCAACCUCAACCCCGAGAAGUGUGUUCUGCUCAAAGGCACUGUGGUGGCUAAAGGUCAGUUGGCCUCCUGAAGCAAGUAGAACCUUGGGAAGAGCUGACAGCCAGGGCGAUAUCACUCGUGAUUCAUGGUUUUCCUUUGCUUGAUGAUGAGCAGGAACCCCCUUGUGGAGUAGACUCGCUUUCUCUGUGGAGCCUCUGAUGUGAGGGGAAAUGCCAUGCAAGUGAAUUAGGAAAGAAAAAUGAUGGAAGAAUUGUACAAGAAGAAAUCUCAUCAAAGCCUAAAAGCAAUACAGCUUUCCAUGAUGUACCCUGUCUUAGUUGUGGGGAACCAAAUUUGAAGUUUUGAGGGAAGCUGACGCCGAGAUCUUGGGUUUUUAUGUUAACACAGGGUUUAGCAUGUGGCCACAUAAUGUUCUGUCAUCUUUGAGAACAAGGAUGCCCAAGACUGAAUUAUUUGAAAACGAUAGGAAAAUUGAUUCUACUGAAAAUGACACUGGGAGACUCUGACAUCCCUGACCACAACCUCUAACACACAGAGGCUGUUCUUCCCUCUGGCUAAGACAGAAUGAGGACAUCGCCUUUCGUUGAUCAGAAUCAAUACACCCGUGACUGCAACUACGAAGCUGAAACAAAGCAGGACUAGAGAAGCAGCCAGGUCCUUGGAGAACCACCCAGGCUAAAACUUGGAUUGGAAGUGGGAGCCCCUGGUAUCGCUUUCUCGGAGACCCCCCACUCUCACUCUUGGUGCAACUGGCUUCCAGCUCUCCAGCAGCCACUCUCCUAGGUGCAUGAUUUAGUGUGUGCCAUGUGUCAUUAGCUUUUAUUCAUAACCAUAAUCUGGCUUGUUCCCUGACCACCUCGACCCAAUCUUACCUGCUAGAGAUCAUCAUUAGCGAGUGGCAGCGAAAUGUUUCAGAGUCUACCUAGAGAUAGGCGUAGUAUGACUGGCUUCGUCUGUGGAUUCUCUCAGUGGAUACCCACCAUCUCUAUGUCUCCCUUUUUAUCCUUUCAUCCUCCACCAUAGCAAAGAACCAUUCCAAAAUCAACUCUUCACCCUCACACCAAAAUGUUGUUCAGUUUCUUCCAAGUUCACGUGGGCAUGGGUCAUGAAGCAACACCUUCAAGAUGGAUUAUCACUUUUUGUUACUGCCAACUACCGUCUCUCCAACCCUCUGCCCUCACACUGGCCUUUCUCAGCCCUUAGCCUACCGGAAUCUGACAUGACCCACCAUUCGGGAGUCUGCAUUUUGGAAGAGUUGGAAAUAACCUCUACCAUCAACAUGCUUCAAAGACCUUUUGCCUUUGGUCUGGUAAGAUGCUCUCCAGUCCUGAGCCUACCAGCAACAUGAUCUGAUAGAGAGAGACUCUGCUGUGCUAGAAAUGAGGGUCUAUGCUAUUUGGGGGUCCAAGACUCUGGCAGAAGAUGCUUUUCAUCAGUGGAUGGGUGAAGGGAAAACAAAAGCAAGAAAAAAGUUAACUUGUAUUAUGUAUUUUUACUACUCUUUUCUUAAAAAUAGAGCAAUGGGAAAACUCUGAAAGAGAUUGACAUUUUUCUCAACAGGAAUCCAUACUUAACAGUUCCGGCUUUCAUUAAAUUUUGCUCUUUGGUA